AAUGGGCUAUAAUUAUUUUAUUUUAUUUGCUCUGCGCUAAGGGUAAUUUUUUUUACUGAAUAUCAAAUCAGCCAGGUGUAGAAUUCCAUCAUUCCUUUCCCGCUCUGUCUGGUUUAUUUUGCCUCUUGCUCUUUCUCUCUUUCUCUCUCUCUCUCUCCAUCUAUUUAUUUUUAUGGCGGUUGUUUAAAAAAAAAAAAAAAAAAAAAAAGACUAAGCCCUAGAGCAGAAAGAAAUGUCGUUUGAGUUAUCAUUCGAGCACUGAGUGGAUAGAAAUCAAUACAAAAAUAAGAAAUAAGGGGAGAGAGAUAGGGACAUGCGUCCGUGUCCUUGUUUCUGUUUCGUUUCGUGUGCGUGUGUGGCACAAGAAAAGGAAAGAAAAAAGAAAGAAACGAUGUCAUUUUUGUUAUUGGGCAUCCCAACGGAAGGCGAUAAGAAAACUUUAAUUAAAGCCCUGUUGGAUUGGCAAAAAGCAAAGCCUGUUCCAGGACCUUCGACGCCAAAAUUAUGCUCAAUUGAACCAGUCGUAGUGGCAAAGCAGGCGCCUAUCAACACAGUCUACCUCAACUCGUUGCUUCUGGGCGAACACUUUCAGGGUGAGAUCGCGUAUGAGCAGCUCACUAUCGGACGUAAGCUUGGAUCUGGAGGGUUCAAGGACUGUUAUGCAGGAACAUAUAUGGGAGAAGCAGUGGCUAUCGGAGAAUUGCGUAUUCAAAACUUUACAGAAAUGGAUAUUACAGAGAUGAAGCAUGAGAUCAACGUCUUGAAGCAAUUGCGCCAUGAAAACAUUAUCCGCUUCAUUGGAGUUUGCACCAAUAUCAAACAUCUCUGCAUUGUUACAGAAUUGUGUGAAAACGGUGAUCUGUAUGAUUUCAUGCGUAAAACCAAGAAACCGACCUUUGGACGUCUUAUCAUGUAUAUGCAUGACAUUGCACUCGCUUGCUCAUACCUUCAUUCCCGCCGACCUAGCAUUAUCCACAGGGACUUGAAAUCCAUGAAUAUUCUGAUUUCGUCUGACGAUCGAGCCAAAAUCAAUGACUUUGGUUUGGCGCGUAUCCGCCCAAAAGCAAAUGCGUCUUUGCAUACACAGUGCGGUACCCCUAAUUGGCAAGCACCCGAGUUUUGGACACCGAAUCCGAGCUACACUGAAAAGGUGGAUGUGUAUGCAUGCGGACUGAUUUAUUGGGAGAUUCUGUCAUGGGCCGAGCUUGGAUAUCCAUACCAUAACCUGACAGAACAUCAACUCUAUGAGGCUGUGCGCGACAAGGAGGUCCGUCCUCCGUUGGAAAAGUUGAAGAAGUACCCACCAAGUCUCAUUGCAUUGAUUCAGGAAAUGUGGCGCAAGGACCCCAAGAAGCGUCCAUCGAUGUCUCAUGUUGUUGACCGGUUGGCAGAGUACUUGGAGUAAAAAAAAGAAAAAGACAUGACCAUGAACCCUGUAGAGCUCCAUCCGUAAUAAAUAUUCUUUUUGUACUAUUUAGUUAAAAGCAUCUUACAUAUUUUGUACAAUGGAAGCGGAUUGAUUUCACCAUUUGAUGCACAAUGACUAAAGAACAGCUCAAGUUGUACAAAAGAUGCGCAUGGUCUAUUUAUCUUUAUUUUUUUU
Molecule: messenger RNA, 1603 nt
Organism: Lobosporangium transversale
Lineage: Eukaryota; Fungi; Mortierellomycota; Mortierellomycetes; Mortierellales; Mortierellaceae
Product: kinase-like domain-containing protein
Exons: 11
Coding region: 314-1405 (363 amino acids)
Biological process (GO): protein phosphorylation
Molecular function (GO): ATP binding; protein kinase activity
Source: RefSeq, a predicted model, not a curated record